Messenger RNA from Aureobasidium melanogenum CBS 110374, 454 nucleotides. RefSeq lists its product as uncharacterized. The transcript is spliced from 3 exons. The annotation marks the transcript as partial. The record is from RefSeq and is a predicted model, not a curated record. Lineage: Eukaryota; Fungi; Ascomycota; Dothideomycetes; Dothideales; Saccotheciaceae.
UGUUGGAGAUGCAGGCAGACGAUAUGCCUUUACCGAGCAGACGCUCCAGAUUCCCUUCGAGAUGAGCAUUGGUGGCCAAAGCAGCAACGUCAUCACUGUUGGCACGAAUGGCUAUCUCAAAAUCGGCAACUCUGCCACACUGGUUGCGUUCGCUGACCAAGGUCAGGGGCUGUACAUUUACAAUGGUGGCAACGGUGUUUUCUAUCGCAUUACUGGUCCAGAAGGCUCGCGCGCGAUUGUGUUUUCAUGGUAUGUUGGUACCUACCGAUAUGGCCACCAACAGAACCACUUCACCAUCACCUACUUCGAAGAUCGUCCUGGACAGGUUCAAUACAAGUACUACGACGUCGUCCAAGAUCCAGGCCCGUCAGCACAUGCGGAAGUGGUCAUUAGUAAGUCUUUCCAUCAUAAACUCUGCCAGACAUCAAACUUAUUGGUUCGCAGACGGCGCUAG